Messenger RNA from Sphaerodactylus townsendi, 1534 nucleotides. It is a transcript of the gene RASSF7, whose product is annotated as Ras association domain family member 7. NCBI's taxonomy places the organism in Eukaryota, Metazoa, Chordata, Lepidosauria, Squamata, Sphaerodactylidae. The record is from RefSeq and is a predicted model, not a curated record. The coding region runs from base 302 to 1534 and encodes 410 amino acids. Gene Ontology annotation, biological process: signal transduction. The transcript has 6 exons.
GCCUCCCACAGAAGUGCAGCAGGGACAGAAGGAAGAUCAGCAGCACACAAAGCAAGAAACACCACAGAAGCCAACAGGACUUUUUUUCAGCUGGUUAGUUAACAGCUUCUGACUGCCACCACCUCCAGAGGAGGGAAGUGCAGUGAGUUGGAGCAAGGAGGUUUGAAACAAAAAGGAAUAUUCUUUUCAACACAGCAAAUAAAACUGAAAAACUCACAGCUGUAGACCAGCAGUAAAGUAAUCGCUGCAGGGAGGACUUGCUGCAAUGACCCAGACAGUCUAAUCCAUUGGUCUUCUUGUGAUGGAGCUGAAAGUCUGGGUGGAUGGGAUCCAGCGGGUUGUAUGUGGCGUCUCAGAUCAGACCACUUGCCAGGAGAUUGUCAUAGCAUUGGCACGUGCUAUUGGUCAAACAGGCCGGUAUGUCCUCAUCCAAAGACUGCGGGAGAAAGAAAGGCAGCUUCUCCCUCACGAAUGCCCUGUAGAGUCUCUGGCCAAGUGUGGACAGUAUGCCAAUGAUGUGCAGUUCAUAUUGCAACGCACCGGCCCCAGCCUCACAGAGAGACCGUCUUCAGAUAACGCCCCUCAAAUACCCGAGAGGACGUUUGUCAGGGCCAGCCUGCCUAUCAAACCUCGGCCAGCUAGCACAGAAAUGCCCAGGUCUAGGCCGCCCAAAAAAUCCUUAACCUUCAACCUGGGUCCUAUGAGCUCAAGUGAUCUGCUUGCAAAGAGUAAGCUGAGGCAGUACAAAAAGGACACGGUGAGCUUGAGGGAUGGUGCCAAUGGGGGCUUUCUUUCCAAAGAGGAUCUGUUCAAGACUGUAUUGCACCAACAGGAGCAUCUCUACACCUUAGAGAUGAAGGGGGAUGACUUGGAAAUGGAUCUCAGGCACUGGGAAUACAGCAGAAACUCCAGCCCAGAGGGAGAGAUUUUGCAUUUGGAGCAGCUGAUCCGGCAAAAUGAGAGUGAGCUGAAGGAGGAAGAGUAUUGGCAGAGUGAGCUGCGAUCAGAAAAGGAAUGUGAAAGAGAGCGGCAAGAGAAAGUGCGCAGCCUGCAGGCCACCAUGGAAGAGUACACGCAAAAAAUCCACGAGCUGACACUCAAAACAGAGGCCUUGGAGAAAGAAAUCCAGUGGGAAAUUGCUGAGAGGGCCAAGAGGGCAAAAGAAGCUCCUAUUCAGAGUCCUGCUGAAAUGGAGAAGAUGGUUGCCAUGAUGAAAAGGGACCUGGAUGUAAAGGUCAAGCAGAGCGUCCAGCUGGAGAACAGUCUGGAAACUGUAGGGAAGGCUUUGGAGGAAGCAGAGCAAAGCUUUCAGACCCAGAACCAAGAGCUGGAGGAACUAAAUAAGGAGCUGAGGCAGUGUAACUUGCAGCAGUUCAUCCAGCAGACAGGAGCCAUGGUGAUUCUCCCGCAGUCCAGAUCAGAGGCGGAACCCCAGCUGGAUCAAACUAGCCAUGAGCUGCUGGCUCAAGAGAGAAAUGGAGUGUUGACAGGCCACAUGAAUAUUCAUCAUGCCUCGUAUUCCAAAAGCGUGUGA